Molecule: messenger RNA, 642 nt
Organism: Coniosporium apollinis CBS 100218
Lineage: Eukaryota; Fungi; Ascomycota; Dothideomycetes
Exons: 3
Coding region: 1-642 (213 amino acids)
Source: RefSeq, a predicted model, not a curated record
AUGGCGGAUCCUCAGCCCCUCCCCUUCCCCCCAACCCUCCCCUCCGCCCCAAUCGAAACCCUAACCCGCGUCCUCGACACCCUCUUCGAGCCCUCCGUCCCCCUGCACACCCUCUCCCUCCCCAUCCUGCGCUCGACCCCCUUCCAAUCCUACCCCGACCUCAUCGCCGCGGUCGGCGUCCAGCUGAUCGACCUCCUCGAGUCGAGCUCCACGAGCGACACGGAGUGGCUUGAUAAAAUUUUAGGGGCGCACCCGAGGCUAGGGGAAAAGAAGGUUGAGAGUGCGUUGUCGAGGGGGGAGCAAGCGGCUAUGGAAGCUGCGGAGAAGAGUGGGGGAGGGGUGCAGGGGGAUGGGGGGGAUGGGGAUCAGGAAGAGGUGGGGAGGGAGUUGGCGAGGUUGAAUGGGCAUUAUGAGGAAGUGUUUCCAGGGCUGAGAUAUGUGUAUGCGGACCGCUUUCUGGCUGGAAAGGGGAAACAGGGGGUGUUUGUGAACGGUCGCAGUCGCCAGGUCAUCAUGGAGGACAUGAAGAAGAGGAUUAAGCGAGGUGAUGUUAUGGCGGAGAGGAGGGAGGCGAUUAGGGCUAUGUGCGAGAUCGCUGCUGAUCGAGCCGGAAAGAUUGGCGAGGAGAUAUACACCAGCUAA